This is a messenger RNA of Jaculus jaculus (lesser Egyptian jerboa), 3472 nucleotides long. RefSeq names its product BAR/IMD domain containing adaptor protein 2 like 1 (gene Baiap2l1). Bases 37 to 1569 code for a protein of 510 amino acids. Gene Ontology annotation, biological process: positive regulation of actin filament polymerization; plasma membrane organization; actin crosslink formation. NCBI's taxonomy places the organism in Eukaryota, Metazoa, Chordata, Mammalia, Rodentia, Dipodidae. Gene Ontology annotation, cellular component: cytosol; nucleoplasm. Gene Ontology annotation, molecular function: protein binding. The record is from RefSeq and is a predicted model, not a curated record. The transcript is spliced from 14 exons.
CGCGCCUGCCCGCCAGCCCGGCCGGAGCCUGCAGCCAUGUCGCGGGGGCCCGAGGAGGUGAACCGGCUCACGGAGAACACGUACCGGAAUGUCAUGGAGCAGUUCAACCCUGGACUACGGAAUUUAAUAAAUCUAGGAAAAAAUUACGAAAAAGCUGUUAAUGCUAUGAUCCUGGCAGGAAAAGCCUACUAUGAUGGAGUGGCCAAGAUUGGGGAGAUUGCUACUGGGUCCCCUGUGUCAAUGGAGCUGGGCCAUGUCCUCAUAGAGAUUUCAAGCACCCACAAGAAGCUCAAUGAGGCUCUUGAUGAGAAUUUCAAAAAAUUUCAUAAGGAGAUUAUCCAUGAGCUGGAGAAGAAGACAGAACUGGACGUGAAGUAUAUGAAUGCUACUCUAAAAAGAUACCAAGCAGAACACAGGAAUAAAUUAGAUUCUCUGGAGAAAUCUCAAGCAGAGUUGAAGAAGAUUAGAAGAAAAAGUCAAGGAGGACGAAAUGCACUCAAAUAUGAACACAAGGAAAUUGAGUACGUGGAGACUGUUACUUCUCGCCAGAGUGAAAUCCAGAGGUUCAUUGCAGACGGCUGUAAAGAGGCUCUGCUUGAAGAGAAAAGGCGCUUCUGCUUCCUGGUGGACAAGCACUGUGGCUUUGCCAGUCACAUACACCAUUACCACCUGCAGUCUGCAGAAUUACUUAAUUCCAAGCUGCCCCGGUGGCAGGAAACGUGUUGUGAUGCCACCAAAGUGCCAGAGAAAAUCAUGAAUAUGAUAGAAGAGAUAAAGACCCCCAUUUCCACGCCAGUGUCCGGGACACCACAGCCAUCACCCAUGAUUGAGAGAAGCAACAUGAUUGGGAAAAAUUAUGACACCCUUUCUAAAUACUCACCAAAGAUGCCCCCAGCUCCUUCGGCCAAAGCCUACGCUGGCCCUUUAAUUGAUAUGUUCAAUAACCCAGCAACGAUUACUCAGAGUUCAGAAAGGAUAAAUAACUCAACAGACGCUUCAGAAGACCCUAGUUUACAGAGAUCCGUUUCUGUUGCAACUGGACUGAAUUUGAUGAAAAAGCAGAAAGUGAAGACCAUCUUUCCUCAUACUGCUGGCACCAACAAGACCUUACUCAGCUUUGGCCAGGGAGACGUCAUCACACUGCUCAUCCCCGAGGAGAAGGAUGGCUGGCUCUACGGAGAGCAUGACGCCACCAAAGCGAGGGGUUGGUUUCCUUCAUCGUAUACAAAGUUGCUAGAAGAAAACGCAAAGGAAGCAGUGACUAUGCCCACACCAAGUCCCGCCCCAGUGAGAAGCAUGAGCACCGUGGACCUGACGGAGAAGAGCGGCGUGGCCAUCCCCCCGCCUGACUACGUGGAGUGUCUGUCCACGGGAGCUGCCGCAGACCCGAGAGCAGAGGCUGCCAAAACCACGUCUACCUUCAAAGCCGCAGUGUCCAAACCAGAAAUAUCUCCUACUGAAGCAAAUGGGACUGCAAAGCCGCCUUUCCUCAGUGGAGAAAACCCCUUUGCUACUGUGAAACUCCGACCAACGGUGACAAAUGAUCGGUCAGCACCAAUCAUUCGAUGAAGACGCUGUGGCUCCUCGGGGCUCUCACCUGCAAACAUAAAUGAGUGUGCACUGCGGGACAAACGCUGGGACUGCCAGAGCUUCACCAGGGGCACCUGACUCCUGACUCCCAAUGAAUCCUACUUGAAAAUCAAUGCAUUUUUCUCAACACAGUUGAGUUUAUACAUUUCUGUCUCUUUUAAGAUAAAUGAAUGACAGCUUAGUGAACAGCUUAAUCAUUUUAAAAUGUUCUUUUCUAUUCAAAAAAAGGUGGUAAAUUUGGUUUCAAUCCUUCCUCUUUAAAUAUUUUAUAAUUUUUAAAUAACAGCCAGAAUAAGAUAGCACCUGGCUUCCUGUACCUGAAUGCGAAUGAGAGCAGUUUUGUUUUCUAAAGCUUGUGCUCUUGAGUAGCAUUAUGAUGCUCAUCUAAAGAAGCCAUUAUGUAAGUUUGCAUCUUAGCAUGCAAAUUAUAUGAAGCAGUAUAAAUUAUGAAACUAUAAUAUAUUAAAUUUAAUUUUUUGACUUACAAAUUUUAAACUUUUGAUUCAACAAGUGUAGAGCUCCCAAAGAUGGAAAGGCCUUGACGUCCUCCCGCUGGGUCGAUGUGGCUGCACAGCGCUCAUGUAACCUGUCCUCAUUCCUAGCCCCACCUGGCACCUGCUAAAUUAUCUCCAGGAGCUGCCUUCAGGGUUACAAGCGACCAGCUGGAGUCCCCUCAGCUCAUCCCCACAACGGCCUGCAUAUUGGACAUGUGACUCCAAAGGCCCAUGUACGAUGUACUCCCUAAGCUAAAUGGCCAAAGCUGUGUCCAUUACUGGGAAAUCUCUGGAGGUCCAAGUUUCUCCAUGUUGGAAAUGGGUACUGGGGGCUGGAAGAUGGCUCUGUGGUUAAAGGUGCUUGCUUGAAUCAGGUACUGACCUGUUGGUGAUGGCCCUUCUGAAGCAGGAUGACUGGUCAGUGGAGGCAGCACUGCCCCAUGCAGACUUGGGCUUCCUGGGACCAAUACCUGCUUAGGGCUCUGCACAUAGCCCUGAAGCAGGGGCUACAGUUUAUCCCUAGCUGCCGAAAAUUUGGACCUAUUUUAGAGUGGCAGAAUGUGAUAAAAAUUCACACCCAGGUAGCUGGGCGUGGUGGCCUUUAAUCCCAGUACUCAGGAGGCAGAGGUAGGAGGAUCACUGUGAGUUCAAGGCCACCCUGAGACUUCAUAGUGAAUUCCAGGUCAGCUAGGGCUAGAGUGAGACCCUACCUCGAAACACCCCCCCAAAAAAAAGUCACACCCAGGCCACUUACUGAGUAGAAAUUUGUAGUUUUAUCAACACCUUUUUGGAUCUCACCACACAAAAAUCUGUAAGCCUGAAAUUCGUCAGGGUCAGUAUAGCUAGAGGCCAGGCUUGUUCCAGCCGGGACAAACAAUGGCAGACUCCCCUGGGAGUACAAACCAGGCACCAGCACCAAGUGCUACUGACGCAGGCCCACCUGUGCUGACACCCUGUACAGACACGAGGUUUGGGACGCGCCACGUGCAGCUGUCCCAGCACUGUCUUGGGAGGGUCGCCCAGCCUGACAGGAAAGAUGUCAAAUGUAACUCCGCACUUAACUGUUAACCACACUAUGACCAAAAAGCUAACACAGGAAGCUCCAACUUUUCAGCAGCCAACGAGUGAAGAGCAGCUUUGGGAUAUAAAGAAGGUAGAAUGGGGCUGAGGGAGUUGCAUACUGGCUCUGACAUAAUGUACAGAUGACAGGCCCCAGAGGAGCUUGCAGCAUGUUUUCCUAACUUCGGGUUCCCCUCACAGGCCAGGCCACAGUUAUCACCAGCUCCCAGGAAGGUAACACCUCAGGUCCCGGGCCCCAAGGGGCAUGCUCUGCAGAUGUCAAGGUUAAUGUUAUAUUGAAUGUCAAUAAUAAAGGAGUUUGAAACACA